Molecule: messenger RNA, 2076 nt
Organism: Lodderomyces theae
Lineage: Eukaryota; Fungi; Ascomycota; Pichiomycetes; Serinales; Debaryomycetaceae
Product: diacylglycerol O-acyltransferase
Exons: 1
Coding region: 1-2076 (691 amino acids)
Biological process (GO): triglyceride biosynthetic process
Cellular component (GO): endoplasmic reticulum membrane
Molecular function (GO): diacylglycerol O-acyltransferase activity
Source: RefSeq, a predicted model, not a curated record
AUGACAACCACAGCUGGCAAAGAUCUACAAGAUGCUCAUGGUGACCACGUUGAUGCAAGCUUCAAGUCGGACGACGCCAUCAACACCGAUGCAGGUACAACCACAGGAUCAACUGUGUUUGAGAUCCCAAAUGACUCUGAUAUCAAAUCACGUCAACAGAAAAAGAGAUCACCUACCCAGGACUCUGCCACAUCAAUAGGUACUACUUCCUCAACCACUUCAAGGGGCUCAGUUCUGUCUGUUGCAUCAGCAGUUCUGUCCUCCUCUUCCACGAGCGCAAGUGGUGGAGGUGGUGGUGGUUCACGCAAACGCAAAAAUAAAAAGGCUCCAUAUUUACAUAUAGCACCAUUAAGCACCCCAUUGAAACAUCGACUUGAAACAUUGGCGAUCGUUUGGCUUUGCGUCAGUCUUCCUGCGUUCAUUACCUUAUUUUUUAUUUGCAUCUCAUUGGGUUGGGUUGUUUGGCUCACAGUUAUCUUGCCCUACUUUAUAUGGUGGUAUGGGUUUGACUUACACACCCCAACAAACGGUAAGGUAUCAUAUCGUGUUCGCAAUUCCAUGAAGAAUUUCAUUAUUUGGGAGUGGUUUGUCAAUUAUUUCCCCAUUAGAGCACACAAAACUAUUGAGUUGGAACCCACAUUCACAAAAGUGCUCGUUAAGCAAACUGGCUCUAAUUCCCAAGGCAGUGAGGGCGAUGAGCAAGAGGAUGGGGAUGAUGAUGAAUUGGAUUUGGUUUCGGAAGACGCAACUACCGUAUUGGACAAUAUUUUCAAGUUUAUUGGAUUGAAAAAGAGACUAAAUCGAAGCGACGAUAAUAUCCUGGUUAAAUCCAGCGACAGUUCUUCGUCCUGCAGAUCGUCGUCACCACCUGCUGCUGUGUACAAACGUGUUCUGACCGGUCCUAGGUACAUCUUUGGGUACCACCCUCAUGGAGUCAUAUCGAUGGGUGCAAUUGGAUUAUUUGGGACUAAUGCAUUACGAAACGAGCCGUAUGAACCCGUUCUUAAAUGGUUGAAGCCAUUUUUCCAUGAUCCUUCAAAGUUUGAAACAUUGUUUCCUGGACUCGGGCAAAUCUUUGCCUUAACCUUGACUACCCAAUUUACCGUGCCCUUUUAUCGUGAUUAUUUGAUGAGUAUGGGAUUGUCUAGUGCCUCGGCAAAAAAUAUCAAGAGCUUAAUUAAUAAUGGAGAUAAUUCAGUUUGUCUUGUUAUUGGAGGAGCUAAAGAGUCUUUGUUGAAUACGACAGUUUCCAAAAAUGCCAGGGUCGGGUACGGAUACAAAGGAUCAUCGCCUCGCGAAGAGGAGGAAAAUGAGGGAUCUGUGUCAGCGGAACACACGGAAGAUGUGACAGAUGAGAAGGACAGCAUCAAUGAGGCAGCACCAAAUGGAGGAUCUAAUGGCCGCGCACCUUCCACUCAUGACGAACAAAUUCCUCUUGAAACCACACCACCUAAGAAACAAAUCAAACUAGUCCUCGCGAAUCGUAAAGGAUUUGUUAAAUUAGCAAUUGAGCUAGGUAAUAUCAACUUGGUGCCCACAUUUGCAUUUGGAGAGGCUGACGUUUAUGACAUUUCUAUACCUAAACCAGGAUCAAUAGGUUACAAAUUCCAGCAAUGGAUGAAAAGGACAUUUGCAUUUACAAUUCCAUUCUUUAGCGCCCGUGGUGUGUUUAUUUAUGAUUUCGGUUUAUUGCCAUACCGCAACCCAAUUGAUAUUGUGAUCGGUCGGCCUAUUCAUAUUCCUGCUGGUGUAUUGCAAGAGUAUCGCGCGCAACAUCCCGAGGAGUUUGAAGAUGAAGUAAAGGAGCCCAAGGAGCAAAAGGAGAAUGUGAAUGAUAAGAAGGACAAGAGUGAUGCCCAAUCGGUUGAGUCAGCAUCGGGUAUGCUGAGAUCAAGCUCGUUUACGGAUUUCUUGAAAUUGACCACUACUAAAAGGGGCUCCUCUGUAAAAGCCAAAAUUCCGCAAAAAUUGUUGGACAAGUAUCAUAAAUUGUACGUUGAUGAAUUGAGGCGGGUCUAUGAGGACAAUAAAGGCCGGUUUGGAUACGGAGAUGUUGAAUUAAAUAUAAUCGACUAG